This is a messenger RNA of Notolabrus celidotus (New Zealand spotty), 1240 nucleotides long. RefSeq lists its product as uncharacterized. Bases 148 to 1068 code for a protein of 306 amino acids. Lineage: Eukaryota; Metazoa; Chordata; Actinopteri; Labriformes; Labridae. The record is from RefSeq and is a predicted model, not a curated record. The transcript is spliced from 7 exons.
AAGUGUGUGACGGCCUGACGGCACGUGCGAAUUAUGAGUCAUCACAAUCUUGUUGACAUCUUCUUGACAGCUACCAACAGUCGCCGGUUGAAGCUGUUUAAGAUCAUCAUUGUGACCUCCUGCUGAAUCUCCUACUCAAGACUCAAGAUGACAGACAAGGCCCCAGAUAGAGUUACUCUCCGUGAUGUCCUUCACACCAGGGACAACGGCCCUUAUGCCAAGUUACCCCCUUUGCACAUCAAAGUGCUUGUAAAAAACGAGCAGUCAAGGGUGAUUGGGUGGGCUUUUAAUCAUGAUGGGGUUAAGGCAGAAACAAUCAAACAAAACUCAGUGAUCGUCAUCACUGAUGGCCAAACAAUUUCAAAAGUUACCCUUUACGAGGAAUUUGCGGGAAGGGUAUCAGAGGGCGGGUCUUACAUGAUGAGAGGGUAUACUGUGCAGGGAAACACUGGCAGCAAAUUUAUAAAUGUCGCAAAAGGCACAGCCUUUUUUGCAAGCUAUCGAUUGGAGGUCCCACCUCACCUCCAGCAGGCAGCAGAGGCACUUCUGAAUCCACCCUCAACUGAAGUCAGCACAGAGACCAACCUGGGCAGUGUCCCAGGAUUUCUAACUCUGAGCGGGAAAGUGGUUGAGCUGACAUCUGUCAAGAAGGUGGGAGCGGGCAGAUUCCCUAUUCCAAUGAUGUCAUUAACCAUUGAAAAGGACGGCCGUCACUUCCCGGUGACCCUUUGGAGGGAGGCUGCGACAUCUGACCUUGUGGGCAUUGGGUCAUCGGUGCAAGUCACACACCUUAAAGUAAAACAGGGUGGGACUGAGACCCUCCAGUCCACCAACUACACAGAGAUCAAAACACUGGACGACAUCACCGAGCUGGAGGACCACAUCAUUGGGUGUUCGGAUCAGCAGCAUGAGGAAGAGCUUUUGAUUUUGUUUGAAAACGGUAAAGAAUUUUUGAUUGGGAAAGAAAAAUGGGAACCAUAUCAGGAAAAAUUAUUAGAGAGGGCGGUACAUGUAAAAAUCACAGCGAGGGGGAGAAAAAUCAUGGAGAUUCAUAGCAUAGAGGAGUAGUUUUAAAAUAGUUGUAAAUAGUAUGUAUGUUUUGUAUGUUUUGUCUGUUUGUGAAGUUCGGUUCCAAUAUUUAAAAUUGUACAGAAAUAUUAAUUAAAGAAUCAAUGUACAUAUCCAUACCUAUAAUUUUGUUGAUGCCAAUGUUUGUUUAAUAAACUUUGUUAAAGAUUGA